Messenger RNA from Nicotiana tabacum (common tobacco), 3217 nucleotides. RefSeq lists its product as uncharacterized. Gene Ontology annotation, biological process: protein modification process. Gene Ontology annotation, cellular component: cytoplasm. Lineage: Eukaryota; Viridiplantae; Streptophyta; Magnoliopsida; Solanales; Solanaceae. The record is from RefSeq and is a predicted model, not a curated record.
CUUACCAUCUAAAACCCUGUAAACCCUUUUUCCGUUGUCCACAGAGUUAGCGAGUGAGCUUUUCCCUCAAAACUCAGCAGAAAUGAGCAGAAUCCAAUCCUACGACGACUUUGUUAAAGUCCACGGUGUACUCCUAGCGGCCGCCGGAAUCCCUCAGUCACUCCACAAGCUUCUCUUUCAGAAGCUCUCCUCCGACACUUUCGACGGCGGUCACUUUUUCCAAAUUGAGCCGCUCGAAGAUGGCCGCCAAAGGAGGCUACUUUUCACUUCCGAUUUCAUGCCUAAGCACUCUAAUCUUUUCCUUGUUGAUCACGCUUGGACUUUUCGUCUCCCCGAUGCUUAUAAGCAGUUGUAUGAAGUUCCAGGUUUAGCAGAAAGAAUGGCUGCAUUAAUGUGUGUAGAUAGUGCAGCUGAGGAAGCAGGUGAUGUAGAUGGCAGUGCAGGCGAAGAGGAUAGUAUUAAACUGAGUGCCGUGGAAAUAGUUCAGAGAGAAAUAAAAGAAGGCGGGGAUGAUGCUACGAGGUGGUUGGAGCUUGAGGAACUUGACAUUGAUGAUGACAUGCUUCUAUCUCUUGAUUUGCCUAAUAAAUUUCCUAAUUUACUGGCACUGAGCCUGUGCAGCAACAAUCUGAAGGAUGUUGAGAUUGUUGCCAAGGAAGUUACCCGACUCAAAAAUCUUAAAGCUCUCUGGCUGAACAAUAAUCCAAUUUUGGAGCGUAGUAAUUCAGAGACUGCAAUCAUUCAGGGUUGCCCUGGUUUGGAAAUUUGCAACUCAAAGUUCACAUCUAAGUAUGGAGAGUGGGCAUUAGGAUUUUGUGGUGGAAUCUAUGACAAAGAAAAUGCAGGCUUUGCCCAUCAAAGAGAUCAUCCUUUGGAGAGUGUGACAUCUCUAGACCUUAGUAACAGGUCUAUUCACAAUCUGAUAAACAAGGCAUUUAAUCCUGAUGAGAUCCCAUCUCUUUCUUACAUAAAUCUGCGUGGAAAUCCAUUGGACCAGAAUUCUCUUAGCGAUUUAUUGCAGCUUCUUAAAGGAUUCAGUUGCUUGGAUUCUCUGGAGGUUGAUAUUCCAGGGCCUUUAGGAGAAAGCGCUGCUGAAAUUGUUGAAGCCCUGCCUAAUCUUUCUCUCCUAAAUGGAGUAAACACAUCCAAAAUAUUGGAGUCUGGGAAGUCUGUGGUCGAUUCAAUGUUGCAACCACGUCUUCCUGAGUGGGCUGCCGGAGACCCUCUAGAAGAUCGUGUCAUAAAUGCUAUGUGGUUGUACUUGAUGACAUAUAGACUUGCAGAUGAAGAAAAGAUUGAUGAAACCUCUGUAUGGUAUGUAAUGGAUGAACUUGGUUCUGCUUUGCGCCACAGCGACAAGCCAAACUUUAGAGUAUCUCCUUUUCUCUACAUGCCGGAGGGCAAUUUGGCAUCAGCUUUGAGUUACUCAAUUCUUUGGCCGAUUGACGAUGUUCGAGAAGGUGAUGAGUGCACUCGUGAUUAUCUAUUUGGUAUUGGGGAAGAGAAGCAGCGAUCUGCUCGCCUAACUGCUUGGUUCCAUACACCAAAAAACUAUUUUCUCAAAGAAUAUGAAAAAUACAAGAACAAGUUGCAAUCAAACAAAUUUGUCAGCCCAGUACAGGGGUCAUCAGUUACAAAUAGCCUGCGUCUUGGUGAUGGAAGUGCUUUACGCGUGUACACGGACAUACCUCCAGUGGAAGAAUAUCUGACUCGUCCUGAGUUUGUUAUCACAACUGAGCCCAAAGAUGCAGACAUUAUAUGGACAAGCAUGCAGAUAGAUGAGGAGAGAAAGAAGGCAGCAGGACUAAAUGAUGAACAGUAUAUAAAUCAAUUUCCAUUUGAGGCUUGCCUGGUUAUGAAACAUCAUUUAGCGGAAACUAUUCAGAAGGCUCAUGGAUUGGUCGAAUGGCUUCAGCCUACUUAUAAUCUUGAGACACAGCUAACUCAACUUAUUGGAGAUUUUCACCAACGUGAAAGAGAAAAACUAGACAAUUUGUGGAUCUUGAAGCCAUGGAACAUGGCAAGAACUAUUGAUACGACAAUAACUAGCAAUUUAUCUGCUAUUAUCCGUCUCAUGGAAACUGGCCCAAAAAUCGGUCAGAAGUACAUUGAGCAUCCUGCUCUAUUUAAAGGGAGAAAAUUUGAUCUCCGCUAUAUUGUUUUGGUUCGCAGUAUGAAUCCCCUGGAGAUCUUCCUUGCAGAAGUUUUCUGGGUAAGAUUGGCAAAUAACACAUACACUUUGGAGAAACAUAGCUUUGAUGAAUACGAGACUCAUUUCACUGUUAUGAACUACAGAGGCAGGUUGAACCAUAUGAAUACACCAGAUUUUGUGAAAGAAUUUGAGAAGGAACAUGAGGUUAACUGGCUGGAUAUCCAUUCAAGGAUUAGAAGUAUGAUUAAAUCAGCUUUUGAAGCAGCUGCUGUUGUGCAUCCAGAAAUGCAUCAUAGCAAAUCUAGGGCGAUGUAUGGGGUUGAUGUCAUGCUUGAUUGCCAUUUUCAGCCUAAAUUAUUGGAGAUUACCUACUGCCCUGACUGUGGUAGGGCAGUCAAAUACGAUACUGAAGCUCUUGGUGGUGGAGGAGAAACUGUUAAAGGAAAAGAUUUCUACAACUAUAUCUUCGGCUGUCUCUUCCUAAAUGAAACUAAUCAUGUUUCCCAGUUGUGAGUGAAACCAGUACAUGCAGAGCUCUUUGAAGUAGAAUUUCGUGUCAAAGUCUUAACUCUUGAUGAUUUAUGCAAGUGUGUAUCAAGAGAAGAACAAUACUAGCAAAGCUAUUGGUACCAUGUAACCUAUGCAAAAGUAUGUCUGAGCCAGUUUGGACUUUGGAGCUCUUUUACUUUUUAUCACCCCACCAAAGAGCUACACCUAGAAUGUCUGACCAAAGCCCCUGCCCCUUUCCCAACUCUCUCCCAGUCUAUUAAUUUUACACCUUUUGAGAUGUAUCAUAUUUCCAUGGUCUAUUAAGGUUCUUACUGUAUUUUAGGGUCGUGAAACAUUCCAGCAUCAUCUCCAUAUUGAUGUGUAUUUUUCCUUUUAAAGUUUUUUCUGGGGUUGAGAGGGUUGGACAUAUAAACUAGAGUGUUUUCCAUGGGUGAGAUAGAACUUCAAGAUGCACAAUCCCAGUUGCCAGUAUGGUUUUACAUGUCUGGACUCUGGAGCCUGUAACAUGAUUGAAAACCUUAGUUUAUUUUUUAAUGUUCCCCAAGUGUGUUUCUA